GUGAAAACACACAGCUUGCGUUGACCAAUAGAGAGGAGAGAAACCCGGAAGUCCACGCCUUCUUGUUUACGUCAUCGUUUCGCGCGGGAGACUGGAAAACUUCAUUUAUUGGCGCCAAUAACGAGGAGGACCUGCGAUGCCCUGCGAGAGAAAGCCCAUUCGCUACGGCCACUCGGAAGGACAGACGGACGUCUGCUUUGACGAGCGCGGCAAAUACAUCGUUACGUGUGGAAGCGAUGGAGACGUACGCGUGUGGGAAAGUCUAGACGACGACGAUCCUAAAUCCAUAAACGUCGGUGAGAAGGCCUACUCCGUAGCGCUGAGAGGCGGGAAAUUAGUCACCGCCGUUUCCAACAACACCGUUCAGAUCCACACGUUUCCCGACGGAGAUCCCGAUGGAAUACUCACCCGUUUCACCACCAACGCAAAUCACGUCACCUUUAACUCCAGUGGCACAAGAGUCGCCGCUGCCUCCAGUGACUUCCUGAUAAAGGUGAUCGAGGUGACGGACAGCAGUCAGCAGAAGACUCUGCGCGGUCAUGACGCGCCCGUUAUCAGCGUGGCCUUUGACCCCAGUGAUGAGUAUGUUGCCUCCUCCAGUUGUGACGGCUCGGUGGCAGUCUGGUCUGUAGAGGAGCAGACUCAAGUGGCGAACUGGAAGGUGCUGCAGAAGUCGAGUGACGUGAGCAACGCUAAAUCUCUAUGCAGACUCGCAUGGCAAGGAUCUGGGAAGCUGCUUGCAGUUCCAGUGGAUAACACAGUCCAGCUGUAUGAGAGAGACACCUUGACUCAUGUUGGCACUCUUUCUGAUGAUCUCCUCACUCAGGUCGUAAACGUGGUGGUUUGGUCACCGUGUGGGAAGUUUCUGGCAGCAGGAACAGUAGGGGGAUCUCUCUCUAUCUGGGACGUCGACGCUAAGCUGUGCAUCGAGAGGCAGAAGCAUGAGAAAGGCUACACGGUGUGUGGCAUGGCCUGGCAUCCUGCCGGAGGACAGAUCGCUUACACAGACACCGAGGGCUGCCUGGGCCUGCUGGAUGGAGUGUGUGCAUCUUCAUCCUCCUCCUCAUCUUCCACUACCACCAAGAGCCCCACGGGCGAGUAUAAAGAGCAGAACGGUUAUGACGACCUGUUUGAUGAGGAUGACGGCGGCGACCUUCUAGACGAAUGUCAGAGUGUGCCGGCAGGUGAAGAGGAAGACGACGACGACGAGCUCCUUCCCGCCACUCGCAAACCGCGCAACAGAGGGAACGUCCUAGAUGAUGACGAGAACUCUCGAGACACGGGCUCGGUGAAGGCGGAUCAUUUAGCCGAGGAUGACGCAGAGAGCGGCGUUUCCCCCGCAGUGUUGCCCCCUGCUGCAGCAGCGCCACGCCCGCUAUACGAGGGUCCGAUGCCCACUGCGCCACAGAGAGCCUUCCAGCCCGGAUCCACGCCGGCACACCUCAUGCACCGUUUUAUGGUUUGGAACUCAGUGGGUAUCGUGCGCAGCUACAACGAUGAACAGGAUAAUGCCAUCGACGUGGAGUUCCACGACUCUGCUGUCCAUCACGCCAUGCACCUCACCAACACGCUGGAGCACAGCAUAGCCGAUCUAUCCCAGGAGGCCGUUCUGCUCGCCUGUGAAGGCACAGAGGAACUAGCUAGCAAGUUGCAGUGCCUGCACUUCUCUUCAUGGGACACGAAUAAGGAGUGGAUAGUGGACCUGCCAAAAGGCGAGGAUGUGAUGGCGCUGUGUCUGGGACAAGGCUGGGUGGCGGCGGCUACCAGUGUCAUGUUGGUGCGCCUGUUCUCCAUCGGCGGUGUUCAGAGAGAAGUGUUCAGCCUGCCGGGUCCUGUAGUGUGCAUGGCGGGACACGGGGAGCAACUUCUUAUAGUCUAUCACAGAGGGACGGGGUUUGACGGAGAUCAGGCUCUCGGGGUGCAGCUUCUGCAGCUCGGCCACAAAAGAAAGCAGAUCAUCGGCGGUGAACCUCUUCCCCUUUCCCGCAAGUCGCACCUAACAUGGAUGGGCUUCAGUGCCGAAGGAACACCGUGCGCCGUGGACUCGGAGGGCGUGGUGCGCAUGCUGAACCGCUCUCUGGGAAACACGUGGACUCCUGUGUGUAACACCAGAGAGAGCUGCAAGAACAGGUCGGAUCAUUACUGGGUGGUCGGCAUAUACGAGAACCCCCAGCAGCUCAGGUGCAUUCCCUGUAAAGGAUCCAUUUUCCCGCCGACUCUUCCUCGUCCCGCUGUGGCCAUCCUGCCCUUCAACCUGCCCUUCUGCCAGACCAGCACAGAGAAAGGCCAGAUGGAGGAGCAGUAUUGGCGCUCAGUGCUCUUCCAUAAUCACUUCGGCUACCUGUCGUCCAGCGGCUACGAGACGGACGAGGCGAGUCAGAGGGAGAAGGAGAAGGAGCAGCAGGAGCUGCUGAUGAAGAUGUUCGCACUGUCGUGUAAGCUGGAGCGCGAGUUCCGCUGUGUGGAGUUGGCUGGGAUGAUGACGCAGAGCGUCGUUUCGCUCGCCAUCCGCUACGCUUCACGUUCCAGACGCAUGCUUCUUGCUCAGAGGCUCAGUGAGCUCGCUCUAGAGAAGGCCAGUCAAGUACAGGAGGAAGAGGAGCCAGAGGAGGAAGCAGCCUAUUACAGCCAGCCACAAAAUGCACGGUCGAAUCUAGCAAGUCGAGUCGCCAGGCGCUCGAGCGGCAGAGCCGCACAGGAAGACGGCGAUGAAGACGAGCAGGAAGACGAAGAUGCUCAGGAAGCACCGAUGGAAGCUGAGGAAGAACCAGAAAGCAAGAAGUCACGUGUGAAUCCGUUCAGUAAAGGCACGAAAUCACCUGAAAAACCUUCCAUCAGACCAGUCAGUAAAGAAGGUCGUGUAAACCCCUUUAAGGUCAGUGGAUCAGGAAAGCCGUCAUCAUCUCCGUCACCACAACCCAGAGCUACUAAUGUUCUAGACACCAUGACGGCAUCCAACAGGAAACACACGGCAUCGACUAAAGCUCCAGUGAUAAAGCCUCUGGCACCGAAACCACGCUCCAAGGCUCAGACUACACUGCUGCAGAUGAGCACGUCUAAAGGAGCGUCUAAGAAGCCGGAGGAGAAGGAGACGGAGAAACCGAGGGCAGAGAAACCUGCAGCAGAACCUGGAGACAACGUGGAGAACACCAGACCAAGGACCGGGUUCCAGCUGUGGCUCGAGGAGAACAGGAAAAACAUCCUCGCCAACAACCCGGACCUGGAGGAGAUGGACAUCAUUAAAGAGGCCAUGAGUCGCUUCCGCACGCUGUCAGGGGACGAGAGGCUGAAAUGGACCGAGAAGGCGAAAGGCUCAACAGGAGAGAGUGCAGACCUCAAGAAAAGAAAGCGAGACGAUGAGGGGAAUAAUGAAGCGGGCGGGCAGGUGGACACAGACGAAAACAGUGCAAAGAAGAAAAAACCUUCGGACACUUCGGCUAAACUCUCUGCUUUUGCCUUCAACAAAAAUUAAUUCUCCCUGUAUCAGUGUUUGUAUUAGUAUUAAGCAUUUCUCCUUUUUUGUCUUGUUUGUACAUAUUUCUGUGAACUGUUUAACUACUACGGUGUAUGAAACCAGAGGUAAAUAAAAUGUUGACUUUUAUAA
Tachysurus vachellii is the source of this 3604-nucleotide messenger RNA. It is a transcript of the gene wdhd1, whose product is annotated as WD repeat and HMG-box DNA binding protein 1. Gene Ontology annotation, cellular component: nuclear replication fork. Bases 137 to 3472 code for a protein of 1111 amino acids. Gene Ontology annotation, biological process: DNA repair; DNA-templated DNA replication; mitotic cell cycle. NCBI's taxonomy places the organism in Eukaryota, Metazoa, Chordata, Actinopteri, Siluriformes, Bagridae. The record is from RefSeq and is a predicted model, not a curated record. Gene Ontology annotation, molecular function: protein binding; chromatin binding. The transcript has 26 exons.